CACUGAUACCAAUGAUGGGGCACUAUUCCUCCCACUGACACCAAUGAUGGGGCACUAGGAUCCUCCCACUGAUACCAAUGAUGGGGCACUAUUCCUCCCACUGAUACCAAUGUUGGGGCACUAUUCCUCCACUGACACCUCAAUGAUUAGGCACGAUUCCCUCCCACUGAUACCAAUGAUGGGGCACUAUUCCUCCCACUGAUACCAAUGCAAUGAUGGUGCCCCAUCAUUAGUGUCAGUGUGUGAGGAAUAGUGUCCCAUCAUUUAGUGUCAGCGGGAGGAAUAGUGCCCCAUCAUUAGUCAGUGGGAGGAAUAGUGUGUCCCAUCAUUGGUGUCAGUGGGAAGAAUCAUGUCCCAUCAUUGGUGUCAGUGGGGAAGAAUCGUGUCCCAUCAUUGGUGUCAGUGGGAAGAAUCGUGUCCCAUCAUUGGUGUCAGUGGGAAAGAAUCGUGUCCCAUCAUUGGUGAGUCAGUGGGGAAGAAUCGUGAAUUGUCCCAUCAUUGGUGUCAGUGGGAAGAAAGAAUCGUGUGUCCCAUCAUUGGUGUCAGUGGGAAGAACCGUGUCCCAUCAUUGGUGUCAGUGGGAAGAAUCGUGUCCCAUCAUUGUGUCAGUGGGAAAGAAUCGUGUCCCAUCAUUGGUGUCAGUGGGAAGAAUCGUGUCCCAUCAUUGGUGUCAGUGGGAAGAAUCGUGCCCCAUCAUUGGUGUCAGUGGGAGGAAUAGUGCCCCAUUAGUGUCAGUGGGAGGAAUAG
Molecule: messenger RNA, 747 nt
Organism: Staurois parvus
Lineage: Eukaryota; Metazoa; Chordata; Amphibia; Anura; Ranidae
Source: the annotation of a GenBank genome assembly